AUGGCGAAAAACAUCUCGGUUACAGAGUUCCUGAUAGGUUUACACAAGCCUAAGCUGGAGCGGAGGAGAGCAGCGCUGGAAGAGAUGAAGAACAAGCUGAAGGAGGAGCAGAAGCGCGUCAGAGAUGAGAGACACAGAGAGUAUCUGAAGAUGCUGCAGGAGCGGCGCCAGGCUCUGGAUGAAGCAGACGAGCUGGUGGACGCGAUCACAGCCACGAAAGAGAGCGUUCAGUACGACCAUCCCAACCACACCGUUACCGUGACGACCAUCAGCGACCUCGACCUAUCAGCAGCCAGAUUACUGGAGCCGGAUCAGAGAGAUGAAGAGCGUGAGGAGGAGAAGGAUGGUGAAAAAAUACAAGCCCUUCCAAGGACAGCUGGAAACCCCCUCAUGUCCAAAAAGAUCCAGAGGCUCACGGCGUCACUGAACAGUCUCACUAAACACAAGCCCAAACAGGAAAUGAGGUGGAGAAACCAUCAGAGCGACAGGAAGUCAUCAUCAUCCACUCACGACAAGAAGUUAUGAAUGGGCAAAACCGGGAAAACACAGAGAUGCAAAAGAACAGGCCGGAACGAGCGCAAUCAGGACUGAUGAACGUCAUAUUCUCAGGAGAACAGUAGCGAUUAGUCGACGGACACGUGAGCGACUGACACAGCACUAAUCUCACAACUUCUCGACUGACGCAGCACUAAACUCACAAACUCUUGACUGACGCAUCACUAACCUCACGACUUCUCGACUGAC
Messenger RNA from Sinocyclocheilus anshuiensis, 744 nucleotides. Its product is annotated as nucleolar protein 12-like. Gene Ontology annotation, cellular component: nucleolus. NCBI's taxonomy places the organism in Eukaryota, Metazoa, Chordata, Actinopteri, Cypriniformes, Cyprinidae. The record is from RefSeq and is a predicted model, not a curated record. The transcript has 6 exons. Gene Ontology annotation, molecular function: rRNA binding. Bases 1 to 525 code for a protein of 174 amino acids.